Messenger RNA from Lobosporangium transversale, 1557 nucleotides. RefSeq names its product galactose-binding domain-like protein. The transcript has 8 exons. Gene Ontology annotation, molecular function: allantoicase activity. The record is from RefSeq and is a predicted model, not a curated record. Gene Ontology annotation, biological process: allantoin catabolic process. NCBI's taxonomy places the organism in Eukaryota, Fungi, Mortierellomycota, Mortierellomycetes, Mortierellales, Mortierellaceae. The coding region runs from base 1 to 1557 and encodes 518 amino acids.
AUGGGUCAGGUUCAGAGUAGAGAGAUAGACGAAAGUCAUUUCAAGCUGACUGUUAGUGACAAGGAUGCGCUGAUUAGCAAGUACAUCGAACUGGCCUCAUCCGCGAGAGGUGGAAAGGUCCUUGAGACUUCGGACGAACUCUUUGGCGAGGGUUUCCACUUGAUCAAAGAGGGUCCUGCUAUCGAGGACAAGGACCGCGAAACCCCCAACGGUUUCUGGAAAGAUGGCUGGGAGACAAGGAGACAUAACAAAAAGACCCACCACACCGCUAUUAUUCAACUUGCCAGUGCUGGAACAAUUGCUGGCUUUGAUAUCGAUACUUCGUUCUUUGAUGGAAGUCAUCCCUCUUAUGCCUCUGUCGAGGCUUGCCUUAAAGUUGAUGGAGUUCAGGACAAAUAUGAGUGGAAGGAGGUUUUGCCCAAGGUCCCUUUGAGUGGAAACUCACAUCAUUAUUAUGGAAUCAGAGCAUCAGAUGAUGUCUAUACUCAUGUCAAGCUCAAUAUGUUCCCAGACGGAGGAAUUGCUCGUCUUCGUGUUUAUGGAAAUGUGUCCCCCAUCUUCCCAGAUGAAAAAACGGUCUUGAAUCUGGCCUCACUUUCAAGUGGUGCCCGCGUAGUCAAGUCGAGCGAUGAACGUUACGGAAAGUCUUCUAAUCUUAUUCUCCCUACCGAGGGCACCAACACCCGUGAUGGCUGGCAGACUCGUCGUUCUCGUGUGGAAGGACAUUACGACUGGGUUGAAAUUAAAUUGGGUGCUAUGGGUCUUUUGGAAUCACUGGUUGUUGACACCACCCACUUCCGUGGAAAUCACCCUGACUUUGUCAGCUUAGAUGCCUGCAACAGUGAAUAUAAUGAUGUCCAGUAUGAUCCCGAUGUCACUUGGGUCUGCCUUUUGAAGAAGUCUCCAGUCCUGGGUGACGAAAAGAACAUCUACAUCCUCGAACCUACUGAGGAUGCUUACACGCAUGUCCGUCUUAACAUCUUCCCAGAUGGCGGUGUUUCGCGCGUUCGUGUUUAUGGAGCGCGUGUUCCCGAACCGGUAGCACCUGCGGUGGAAGUUGAAGUUAUAGAGGAGAAACUAGUUGACGCUGUAAACGAUCUCAAGGUCAACGGAUUGUUGAAAGCCGCAGCUGCUAUUUCUCCAAAGGACCCAUUAGUCGCAGUUUCUAGCACGUCCAACAUUACAGAAACCACAGAAACCACAAAAAUUACAGAGAUCACAACGAUUGUUGAGACGACCGAGAAAGUUGUUGAAACAACUGAGGAAGUUGUUGAGGAAGGACCAAAUGGCAUUGCUACUGAUGGUCUUCCAGUCUUGACCGCAGAGGCCUCAUCCGUAACCUUGGUUGAUGAGGAAACAGCUGAACCAGCAAAGAAGAGUCCAGCCAAGCGUGGACGCGUCAAGGCUGCGGCAAAUGCUGCAGUAGCUGCCUCCAAGCUGGCAUCGCCCAAGAAGAAGGCCAAGGGUCGCUCCUCUAGUGUGUUGGACGAGGAGGAUGAGGCAUCGGAGUCAUCGUCGGUUUCAGGAACUCCCCGCGCUAAGAAGGCACGCGAGUAA